Condylura cristata (star-nosed mole) is the source of this 1229-nucleotide messenger RNA. RefSeq names its product nucleoside-triphosphatase, cancer-related (gene NTPCR). Lineage: Eukaryota; Metazoa; Chordata; Mammalia; Eulipotyphla; Talpidae. The transcript has 5 exons. The record is from RefSeq and is a predicted model, not a curated record. Gene Ontology annotation, molecular function: ATP hydrolysis activity. The coding region runs from base 119 to 691 and encodes 190 amino acids.
CUUCCGGCAAGGGUGGCGCUUGCGGCGCGCCUGGGCGGGACCUGCAUCGCAACACCCUAUCCCAUAUUGCAACUGUGACCCCCAACUAAGGCCGCGACCCCCACUCCGUCCCAGCCUUAUGGCCCGACACGUGUUUCUGACCGGGCCCCCAGGAGUUGGAAAAACAACACUGAUCCAAAAAGCCAGUGAAGUUCUAAAGUCCUCUGGUCUGCCUGUUGAUGGAUUUUAUACAGAAGAAGUCAGACAAGGGGGGAGAAGAAUAGGAUUUGAUGUUGUCACAUUAUCUGGAAUGCGGGGACCUCUGUCUAGAGCUGGGUCAGAACUGCUGCCUGGGAAACGUGAACACCGAGUUGGGCAAUACGUGGUGGAUCUCACUUCCUUCGAGCAGUUAGCACUUCCGGUCUUAAAGAACGCAGGUUCCAGAAGUGGCUCUGAGUAUGGAGUGUGUGUCAUCGAUGAGAUUGGGAAGAUGGAGCUCUUCAGUCAGCCUUUCAUUCAGGCUGUUCGUCAGACACUGUCCACCCCAGGGACUGUAGUCCUCGGCACCAUCCCAAUACCAAAAGGAAAACCUCUGGACCUUGUGGAAGAAAUCCGAAACAGAAACGACAUUAAAGUAUUCAAUGUCACCAAAGAAAACAGAAACCACCUUUUGCCAGAUAUUGUGACGUGGGUACAGAGCAGCAGGAAGUGACAGAUUGCAUUCCUGGUUUCCGGCACGUGAAGAAAUGUCUGUUCGAGAGGUGCCCAUUCAGUGGCCUGUCCAGCUUUUAUGCCUGUGGGUCUAUGAAAGCUUGUGGGCUUUGCCAAAGGAAACCUGACAGCUGGUUUCCAUGAAAUGUUUAAAAGAUCAAAUUAGCCUUAAUGUGAGAUUGACUACAAGAUCAGCAAUCCAUUGUGCCUUAUUUAUGCCCAGAGAUUUCUGUUUAUUUCCUCUUGCAGUUGUGCGUAUGAUUGGGAUAAAUUACAACAUGAAAAAUAGUUUUCACAGUAUUAGACAGGAUUGCCCCCUUGAAGUUUAUGAAAGUGCUCAGGAGGAGGAGGCCGGAGACCUCACUACUUAAUCAACUUUGCAUGUCAUGAAAAUGAGAUUCCUCUCCAGAUGCAGUGUAGUCUUAUGCAAAUAACAGUGAUAACAGUUACUUUGUUUCAAAAGAACGCCAUUUCAGAUUUUCCCCUUACUGUUUAUGUGUUUACUUAUUGCCUAAUAAACUGAGGAGGAAUAUAACGGU